AUGGCUCUACCACCAAGAUAUGGAGGAUUAGGUAUUCCAGUUAUGAUGGACAUGGCAGAUCGAGAGUACAAAUUCUCCUGUAAAGCUACAAAACAUCUAAAAGAAGCCAUUCUCAAGCAGAAGCUUGAGUCAACACCACUGGCAAAGCUGAUGUUCCAACUAGCUGCUGAGAAAGGGGCAAGUGCUUUGUUAACAGCACUACCUUUAAAAGAGUAUGGAUAUCUGAUGAUCAAACAACAGUUCUCAGACGCAAUAGCGCUCAGAUAUAACCUGAACCUAAAGGAUUGCCCUAAAACAUCAAUGUACCAGUCCCAUGAAAAUGAGAAAAAACGGUGUUACAAUGCAAGGGUCCUGGAAGUAGAGAAAGGAAGCUUCAUGCCGUUAGUUUUCUCAACGUCUGGUGGAAUGGGUGGUGAAGCUGAAAGAUUAGUAAAGAAGCUGGCUAGUAAGAUGGAAUACCACACAGGGCAGAGCAUGACCAGAGCAUUGGUGAAUGGAUUGUCUCCACAAAUAGUUUUCCCUGGGUCAAAGCUCACCAUACGCGGUGACAACUUAGGAUAUGAUAUUGACGAUAUCAUAAAUCUGUGGAUAUGUGGAGAAGAUUGUAAACCUUUCAUUGAGUCUCGGUCAGACAUCAAGAUAGUUUGUUAUGUCGGCAAAAAUCCACGCAAGGAUGAUCCCUUUGUGGUAGUAGUUACCAAGUCAGGAGGUGAGGGUGAAUGUAACAUCAAACUGAACAUUACCGACAGAGCAGAUAGAAUCGCUCAUGAUGCAGAGGUGCCUCUCUGGAUGGAGGAGAAUAGUUACUUUCAGACUGAAGCUGUUAUCAGCCCACGAGACAGGAGUCUAUCUAACUCAAACCAGAAGAAUUUGUUUGGAGGUAGUGUUCCCUUUAAAUCGUCUGAAAGUACAAGUGAUAGUGAUCCUUCAUCAAGUUCAUUCGACCCUGUCAAGUAUCUUCUAAACAACCAUCGUGACGUCACGAUCUCUGACCUACAAACCGGAGUGAACUACCUGGAAGUGGAGUGUGGUACCCACACUAGUUCUGACAUCGAGUUUGUUAAAACACACAUUGAUGUGCUCCUUGCCUGCCAUGAUACUCUCCAAAAGGUAAACAAACUAAUAGACGAGGAAGAAGAAAACUCAACUGGAGGAAGUUUAACCGGCCCAUUGGAUACUGUGCUGAAUGAGUGCAAUAAAUGCGCUGAGCUUCUGUUCAGUAGUAUUCUCAACAAGAAGGAUAAAGCUGAUCGGAUCAGAAACGCACUCAAUGUCAUUGACAGAUUCAGAUUUUUGUUCGGACUACCAGACAGCAUAGACAGGAACAUAAACUCAAAAGCCUAUGACAUCGUGUUGAACGAUUACAAGAAAGCCAAAUCCCUCUUCGCCGAUACUCAGGUACAUGUAUUUCAACAAGUGAUGGAUGGAGUACACGGUAAGAUACGAGCUUUCAGUAGAGAGCUUCAGGACAGACUACUUGAACCCAGAUGUCCUUUAAACGAAAAGAAGCAGUUGUUGAAGUACUUGGUUGAGUUUGAGGGGUCACCUACGAGCGAUCCUGCUUGGGAAAGUCUACAGAAGCAACAGGAGAAAGUUAUCCAGUACCUAACUAAAUCUAAAAUGGAAUUCAAGGGGAAGCUGCUAGAGUUUGUGAAGAUAGAACAGAUAAAAGCGUCACGAGUCAGUCACAAGGAGAACAGUAUAUCUCCACUGUUCAAUCAGGUGAUAGAUGAGCUGUGUGAUACAGUAACACAAAGUCUACCUGACUACUGGUCGCUGUGUCAAGCUUACCUGGACGGUUCCUUGUUCCCGGAGGUUAAGAAAGCGCCCCUUGUUCAUCAGGACAGUGUUAUGUCCCCUCCCUCUACUCCUUAUAUUAUACCUGAGAGGCAGUCAGAUCACGAAGACGACAUCCACCGUCUUGUGGGGGAGGUGAUGGAACUGCUCAGCUCCAUUAUUAGGCAGUACUGUAUCACCAUGGAUUUCAAGUUCAACUCGGAGAAGGAUGUCGAGUACGCAGUUGAGAUGGUUUGUAAAGCCCAGCAGUUCUGGACGCCACCCACAGUCAAACGGAUAAAAAUGUGUGUGGAGAGACUGCUGGCUAUCAACAUUCCAUUACCUUCUGUCAUGUGUACUGUGGAACUGGUACAUGAUAUGCAGCGCCUCUGUGUCAAGUGUUUGUUCGAAAGUUCGGAAGUGAGCAUUCGGGAACUGCACAGCCGGGAAAAUUGGGAAAUUUCCCAAGAACGAGGUCACACCGCACUUCCUCUUCUGUUUCAGAACAUGGUUCUCUCUCUCCUCUCCACUGUUAAAGAGGUCAUGGAACCUAUAAGGUACAGAGAAAGUUUAACACAAGAUUCGGAUAUCAACAACUGCAUUCAAGAGAUGUUUUACAGCGUCGUCAUAUCUUUUGCGGACUGUUUGAAAGAUUUGACGGACAUUAUUGAGUCUGAGAGCAACGAGAAAGAUUCGGUGUCAAUAUCUCCGGAUAAGGCAGACCAAGCAAACGUUAAUACGACCAAAGAAGAGAGAUUAGUCCUUAUUUUAGGAAACUGCAGACACACCAUUCUCACAAUUAUACCGACCUUGUUGGAGACCUUUAAGUCUCACGGCUACAUCAGUGCUAACGAUGACACCAUUGAUAAUAAGAGUUUGGAGCGGUACAGCACUCUCGAACGAAGUAUCUUCGACAAAUAUGUGAACAGUAAGGACGCGUUCCUUUUCGGAGACAUUCUGCAGUUCCUGGAACCCAACUCCUUCCCCUGGGCGUAUUGUAACCCCCCUGUUUCUAUCAACAUAUUCGUUCAGGAGCUUGCAUUGAAAUUAGUAAUGGCUCAAGCAGAGUUGCACAACAUAGAAAAAGACCUGUUAAAGCGUAUUAUUGGUCAUCUCUUAGAGAACGUCACGGUCAAGGUUUGUGGAAUGAUAUCAAAAGUGGAACGUUUCUGUAAGAACGGAGCACUCCAGGGCAGGCUAGAUGUUUUGGCGUGUCUACUCCUCUUCAGAAACAAUAUGACCACCAAGUGUAGGUCUACUAUGGAGGACACUCUUAAUUCUAUUCCUACCACUGGCAUCUCAACGGAGGAUGAAGCCAUGUUGACGAUGUUACUGGACAAGUUUAAAGUAGAGAACAGUGUUCUGUUAUCCUGUUUGGAUUACUCGCCCGAAGGAGACAAACAAUUCAGUCCUGGGCACGGGUCAGGGGACAGCAUUGGGAGACGCAGAUCGCAAAAACGACUUGUCAAAACAAAAGCUAUCAGAUCCCCACCUGUUCAGUCCAAUAUCUGAUAUUUUAUAUAAUAUCUGAUAUUUUAUAUGAUCAAUUUGUUUAUCCCAGAACAUUUACAAUAAGGGCCAGAAUUUUCACGUAGGAUGGAUGCCCUGUGAAACAUUAUGGCAUGACUUUUAAGACAGCUGAGGACCGGUGCGGGAAGUUUUCCAGACGAAAUAGAGUGCUCUGGACUAUAACUAUUAUGAUUUAAUUCAUUUUAAUUCGGGCCCUUUUUAUUUAUAAGAUUUGUGCCCAAAGUUGGUUACGUUUUAUACUUGAUACUGAGCUGAAUUUUUCCGUGCCUCGUAUUUUUCUGCCAACCACAGAAAAUUUUCAAAAAUCGCUUGAUGCUAGAGAAGUAAAUUUUUAAAAUGUCCGCCAUAAUUAUAUGUCCAAUCAAAUAUAGCUAUAGUUUUAACACGUUUGUCUGGUAUAAGGUACUGUAACCUGUUCAGUGUUCGUGUGCGCAUCGGUCUAAAUUAGUGAACUUGAAUAGCACCGGUCAAACAUUGUAAAAGUUCCCUCACACAACGUCUUGACAUCAUGUCGAUCAACAAUAAAGUAUUGAGAAAAGUUGUUGUUUAUAUUUGUCCGGAUAAUGCGGUGACAUAUAUUAUUUGUUUUUGCGAAAACUCUCAAUUGUAAAAUUAUUUCAUUGAGUGAUUUCUAUUGUGGUAUAAGAGUAGAAACAUUUACUGAUUUCGUUUUCGUCAUUCUUUUAUUCUGUUAUUGUAAUAAUGUAAAUUGUAAUUAUGUUGUUAUCAUGUCCAAACGCGUUUAUCAGAAA
Bolinopsis microptera is the source of this 4058-nucleotide messenger RNA. Its product is annotated as exocyst complex component 2-like. Gene Ontology annotation, biological process: exocytosis; Golgi to plasma membrane transport. The transcript has 25 exons. Gene Ontology annotation, cellular component: exocyst. NCBI's taxonomy places the organism in Eukaryota, Metazoa, Ctenophora, Tentaculata, Lobata, Bolinopsidae. The record is from RefSeq and is a predicted model, not a curated record. Bases 1 to 3288 code for a protein of 1095 amino acids.